Molecule: messenger RNA, 3743 nt
Organism: Dreissena polymorpha
Lineage: Eukaryota; Metazoa; Mollusca; Bivalvia; Myida; Dreissenidae
Product: denticleless protein homolog B-like
Exons: 16
Coding region: 67-2379 (770 amino acids)
Biological process (GO): proteasome-mediated ubiquitin-dependent protein catabolic process
Cellular component (GO): nucleus
Molecular function (GO): protein-macromolecule adaptor activity; protein binding
Source: RefSeq, a predicted model, not a curated record
ACUCUACUAGGAAGUGAUCAUAUUCGCGGGAGAUACACAAAACACAAACAUAUCUUAAAAGCUACGAUGAUCUUAAAAUACCGCAACAAAUUGUCUACAGGAGUUGAAAAUAAAAACAAAAAAUCUUUACAGCAGCUUGUGGACCCAUGUCUGCUUGAGAACAUUAACUGCCAUAGCACAGAUGAGUAUCCUGUAACAAAUACAGAUGAAGAAGAGUGGGGAACACCCAUACCACCAUUGGCAUGCAGCUUUAAUAAAUUAACAAACAGCUGUCAUAUUCUGGCAUUGGUUGACGAGAAUGGCUCACUGGUGCUGUAUAAUACUAACCUUGCUGGUGAUGAAGCAGUAAUAACAGACUGGUCUGCCCACAACAAUGCAGUGUUUGAUGUGGAGUGGAGCUGCAGUGAUCACAAGCUGCUGACUGCUUCUGGUGACCAGACAGUGUGCCUCUGGGACUCGCACUGCAAGACAAAGCUGCUCACCUUCAAAGGGCAUACAAGUUCAGUUCGCUCAGUCAAAUACAGACCUCAUGAUAGCUCUGUGUUUGCCUCUGGCAGCCGUGACGGUCAUGUGAGAAUAUGGGACUCCAGGUGCAAUAUCAAAGAAGGUAAGGUGAGCUGUGUGGACCGUAUCAAGAACGCUCACAGCAUGGUCCAGCAGACACCUGGCAAAAAGAAGAAAUCACGACUGGGCGCUGCCCAGACACAGGACUCGCAGCAGUCUGUUACCGCGGUGAUCUUCCAAGAUGAGAACAUUCUCACCACUGCUGGGGCUGUUGAUGGUUGUAUCAAGGUAUGGGAUAUCAGGAAGAUCAAGCCAGAGACCAGUACCCCCGUGUACAGCUUUCCGUACGCUGGUACCUCAAAACGCACUCAUGGAUUCUCAAGCCUGGUGUUUGAUUGCUACAAGUCCCGGCUGUUUGCAAGCUGUACGGACGAUGUGAUCUACUCCUACGACUUCAUCAGAUACACUCCAACACCAGUCGCAGUGUAUCGUGGUCACAGGAACACCUCGUUCUAUGUGAAGGCAGUGCUGAGUCCUGAUAGUCGGUUUCUGCUCAGUGGCUCCAGUGACGAACAUGCAUACAUCUGGCAGGUGGACAACCCGGGAGCCAGUCCAGUCAUCCUCAAGGGACACAGUAGUGAGGUGUCUGAUGUGGCCUGGUGCAACACCGACACAUUCAGGAUAGUGACAACAUCUGAUGACAACACAAUGCGAGUGUGGAGAUACAAUGCUGUUGCCAGGGAGAUGAAGAAGCUUGGAAAACAAGACCCUGCUGUCAUUGGCACGGCUGAGUGCACACACAGGGACAUUGGAACCUCAGCAUUCGGUCCUCAGACCCCUAAGAGGUCACCGAAUUCAACCCUUAAGAGAUCUGCCACAGUUCCAUUUGGGCCUGUAACUGAGACGACCCCUAAAAGGGCCCGCACCAGUGCCUCCUCCACUCCAUCCCCGUCGAUCAAGAUGUGGUUAAAGAGGACCGCCUCUGAACCUCUCUCCUCAAUCAUUGAACAUUCCAGUUAUGAAACCAGUGCCUAUGCUAGUUCUAAUAAGUCAAGUUUUUGCUCAGAACUCCCAGUGUGUUUGAAACAAGCCACUACGUUCAAUAGUACUGCUGAUGGUGACACAAAUAGUCAGGCUGGGAAAGUGUGUGCCUCUUUCUCUAGUAAGGAGGUCAGAAAGACUCCAUUGGCGGAGUGUCUGUUGAUGGAUGGCAGUUCCAGGUCUCCAAAAAGGAUCAAGAUCGAAUUUAAAAAUCCAGUUGACAUUGGUCUAGAUUCCGGGUGUUUAUCAUCAGAAACUGUAAGGAAAUCAUGCAAAAGAAAACUGAUCGCAUCUGAGAACGAUCCAUCCCCGAAACAGCAUAAAAGGCAAAGAUUGUUUGGGCUUGGAAAUGAAAACCAAGAAGUACUAAAGAACAAACUCACAAAUCCGACUCUUCCUAGUCCAGGAAAGAAAUUGAGUCCUUUGAAAGACUUGGAUUCUGAGUAUAACAAAAGUCCUGAAAAGGUCACUGUAUCAAAAAUGCCAUUGACUCCCGCUAGAGUCUCACUAUGUGACUGGAACAGUAUGAUGUACCAAUCACCGACUGCAAAUCUACCAAACAUCGUACUGGACGGACCACAGGUGAACACUGUCGCCAUGGCAGAGCCCGAGGGCAAGAAAAAGACUGUGGACUGGCUGACACACAUGCGGAUUCAAAAGAUGUCCACUAAGGGUCCGCAGGGGAAGUCUGUAUCACUUGACAAGGCCAGGCAGGCGGAAUCAGAACUGACAAAAGAUGGUGGAACGAUUAUGUCGUCCCCGAGGAUGAAGACUGAAGUGAAGGGACUACGUGCAAUAACCUCGUUCUUUGGACAAUCUGUACCCAAGUCUUGACAACUUCUGCUAUGUUACAAUCUUGGCACUGCAUCAAAUGGAAGAAGAUCUGCAAUAUUACUAAAAAUCUCUUCAUAUUGCCAAAAGAGACAGUUUUGUCACAGAGUAUAAGCUUUGUUCUGAAAAAAUUGAGCUUGAUGCAUGUGCAUAGAGUAUCGUCCUGAAUUAGCAUGUGCAGUCUGCACAGGCUUAUUUAGGAAUACAUUUUCCUUGGUGAAUGCUUAGAAGAGACUUUUAAUAAAAAAAUCCCAUAUAGGCCAAUAAUGUCAUCCUUGAUAAGUAUGUGGAGACUGCAUAUAGGCCAAUAAUGUCAUCCUUGAUAAGUAUGUGCAGACUGCAUAUAGGCCAAUGAUGUCAUCCUUGAUAAGUAUGUGCAGACUGCAUAUAGGCCAAUAAUGUCAUCCUUGAUAAGUAUGUGGAGACUGCAUAUAGGCCAAUAAUGUCAUCCUUGAUAAGUAUGUGCAGACUGCAUAUAGGCCAAUAAUGUCAUCCUUGAUAAGUAUGUGCAGACUGCAUAUAGGCCAAUAAUGUCAUCCUUGAUAAGUAUGUGCAGACUGCAUAUAGGCCAAUAAUGUCAUCCUUGAUAAGUAUGUGGAGACUGCAUAUAGGCCAAUAAUGUCAUCCUUGAUAAGUAUGUGCAGACUGCAUAUAGGCCAAUAAUGUCAUCCUUGAUAAGUAUGUGCAGACUGCAUAUAGGCCAAUAAUGUCAUCCUUGAUAAGUAUGUGCAGACUGCAUAUAGGCCAAUAAUGUCAUCCUUGAUAAGUAUGUGCAGACUGCAUAUAGGCCAAUAAUGUCAUCCUUGAUAAGUAUGUGCAGACUGCAUAUAGGCCAAUAAUGUCAUCCUUGAUAAGUAUGUGCAGACUGCAUAUAGGCCAAUAAUGUCAUCCUUGAUAAGUAUGUGCAGACUGCAUAUAGGCCAAUAAUGUCAUCCUUGAUAAGUAUGUGCAGACUGCAUAUAGGCCAAUAAUGUCAUCCUUGAUAAGUAUGUGCAGACUGCAUAUAGGCCAAUAAUGUCAUCCUUGAUAAGUAUGUGCAGACUGCAUAUAGGCCAAUAAUGUCAUCCUUGAUAAGUAUGUGGAGACUGCACAAGUUUAUGUGGGACAACGCUUUACGCACAUGCAUUAAGCCCAGUUUUCCCAGAACAUGACUAUUAAUCAAUUUAAUAUAUUCCCUAGUCAACUUGAUACAAAACCUCUAUCUGUUAAAAUCAUAGUAAUAAAGUAAGCUGUUGGUACACAUUUGGUAUUCCAGUGUCCAUUUGUACGUCAUACAAUAAGUUCUGUAUAAUUUCAUUGCAUUUUUACAAUAAUUUUAGAUUGUAAAUUUUAAAUGAAAAUUAAUAAAAUAACUUAAGGCUGUAUAA